AUGUCAUGUGAUGAAAAUUUGGAGCCAUGUGGAUGGUGGGUGGAAGCUUCAGGUGAGGUACAUGCGUUCUCGGUCGAUCGAUCCGUUCGAUCGAUCAAGUUCGCGAUCGAGUGCAAGCUCACAGUCGAUCCAGUCUAUCAAAAUCAAGGAACAUUGACAAUGACACGGAGAAAGGGCAAUCUGCAGUCAGGUGACUUUGUCAAAGAAAGGGCAAAGGCCGGAAGGCAUGAAGUGAUUCUCAGACAUGACAGGGAGGAUGGAAAGAAGCAUCAAUGGAUUGUCGAAUUCACAAAUCUGGACGGGUCAAAGUCCGAAGAAAUGAAAGGAUCUCGUGCAUUGACUGCCAUAGAUCAAGUUGAAGCCAACAACAGCGGCGUCACGAACGAUGAAGACAAUGAACCUCCCGUGGUGGCCACAGCCAACGAUGACGAGCAACCCACCUCCGCCCCACCCACGACCCCUUGGCGACGACCACAACGCAAAGCAGCACUCAACCAUGCAGUGUGCCCCCCCACAGUCCAACGUGAGCCAUCCCCAACUCGCUCGUCUUCGCCUUCGUCGUCUGGACCAGACUUCGAUUGGAGCAACUAUCAACCACCUGCCAAUGAUGAAAGCAGUAACGACGGCUUUCCACAACCACCGGAUGAACUCUCCGAAGAGGAGCAGUCGACUCAAGAUGACUCCAACAACAACGAGCAACCAAUGCCUCAUCCAAAUCCCAAUCCAAAUGAGCUCGAGGAAGAUGUAGCCCUGGGAGAGGAGGAUCAUAUUAUGGAGACAGAGGAAGAAUUCAAGCUUCAAGAGCAACUGUAUCGUCGUGAGAAAGCAGAGCUCAUCGCGGAAGGCUGGACCGUGGAAAAGGAAACUGAAAAGGAUUUAUGA
Molecule: messenger RNA, 882 nt
Organism: Seminavis robusta
Lineage: Eukaryota; Bacillariophyta; Bacillariophyceae; Naviculales; Naviculaceae
Source: the annotation of a GenBank genome assembly